Ictalurus furcatus (blue catfish) is the source of this 5398-nucleotide messenger RNA. It is a transcript of the gene aspscr1, whose product is annotated as ASPSCR1 tether for SLC2A4, UBX domain containing. The record is from RefSeq and is a predicted model, not a curated record. The transcript is spliced from 15 exons. Gene Ontology annotation, molecular function: protein binding. The coding region runs from base 3229 to 5193 and encodes 654 amino acids. NCBI's taxonomy places the organism in Eukaryota, Metazoa, Chordata, Actinopteri, Siluriformes, Ictaluridae.
GAAAUGAAGGAUCUGGGUACCCAAAAUGAGGGAUUUCAAAUUUUGAUUUUUAAUAAGUGAGUUUGUUAAAGUUUUUGCUUUGUCAUUAUGGGUUAGUGUGUGUGUAUAUUGAUGGCCAACAAAGUAAAUUUAAUUAAUUUUAAAUGAAAACUGUAGUACAAUGAAUGAUGCAAAAACUGAAGUUUCUGAAUGCCAAGUGUUUGAGGGAUAGUCUCCGGAUCCACUGCGGCCCUGACCAUGGUAAAGCACUUACUGAAGAUGGAUGAAUAAAUGAAUUUAACCAGGCAAGUCAUUAAGAACAAGAUCUUGUUUACUAUAGUGGCCUGGCAAACGGCAACGCCACUGGAGGAGGAUUGAAACACAAAGUGAAAGGGGGGGGGGGAGGAAAUAAAGUUGAAUAACAGACAAAAGCAAAGAUAUUACAGUACCACAUAGAUAGACACUAGUUUACAGAAUUUGUAAAAGUGCUUGUAGUGAAAACAGGUACACUUCAGUAUUAAUAUAUUUCAUAAAAACAGAAAUGGGCAUGAAUUUAUCCACUUUUAAUAUUUUAUAAACUUGCAGUGCAUUAUGGGAAUCUGUCCACUGAAACUACACCUUAAGCUUCACAGAAAAAAAAAGAGUCACUGUUAACAAUAGCAGCGCCUUGUUAUGCAAUGUCAAGAAGUUAAACACCUGGACGAGUAUAACCUUCAUAAAAGCAGAUGGUCACAAAAGCGGAUGGACUUUUGUCCUUCAUGUACUAGCAGAAUGCAACACUGACUCUCCCAAGUUUCAUAAUGACCUGUGUAGCGUACAUUGUGCCAAAUCGGUGUGUGACUUGUUCGACAAUUUUGAAGGAACUGGGCUACCCAAUCACCCAACCUCAAUUCUUUAACAAACUUUAAGGAAUUAUUUGGAACAGCAGGUGAAACACCAAAAUAGUCCAUGAACUCUAGAUCAAUUGGACCAGGUCAGUGGAAGAAAUUGACAAGAACUAUUGGUGGCAUCUUUACUUGUCAGGGUUUGCACUGUUAUUUAGGCAAGAGGAGGCAUAUUCAAGCUUUUGUUUUGGAAGCUUAUGAAAGACCAUCAGGAGAUCUUCUGCAGAUACUAUGCAUCAUAGCAUUUGAUUUUAUAGUUAAACAUUCAGGGUUUUUCAUGUCUGCUGUUUUGAAGUUGACGUUUCAUUUUCCAUCACAGUCACAUCCGAAUACAUACGAGACCGUUUUGUUUACAGCCACUGUAAUCUGUCCUUUUUUUUUCUUUGCUGUUUGUUUAUGGUGAUGUUAAAUAACUCGAACAAAUAAAUUGUGACUUAAAACUUAUAGAAUGUUUAGUCACAUGUGCAAGAUGUUUGAGGGCGUGACGAGUGGCGCCGACAUGUUGGAAGAACUUUGUCUCAGUGCUCUAUGGCUUUGGAAGGCCGGAAAUUGAGGGCAAGGCCAAGGUUAAUGACAUCGUCAAUCUGCGGUGGCCUUCCUUAGCCUCUGUCAUCCAUGUGUGCCGGCUGGGCCACCCACAGUCGAACACAAAACAACGACUGUUUAAAAAUGGUGAUCAGGUUCACGCCCCAUGUCCAAAACAUGUGUUUGACUAUCCUGUGAAAGCACCGAUGAAGACGAUUGUUCAUAUGCUGCCUGCAUGUGUAGAAUGCAGAAGAAUGUGUUUGUAAGCAGAGGAGAGAGAGAAGCUCUGUGUGUGUGUGUGUGUGUGUGUGUGUGUGUGUGUGUGUGUGUGUGUGUGUGUGUGUGUGUGUGUGUGUGUGAGAGCGCGCUUGUUUCUGGAACAGAGGAUGAAAGCAGACCAAAAUCUGUCUCUUGCGCGCUCUCUCCUAAUUUGUGACCGAAGGAUCAAGGGGAAAUGAUCGCUGGCCAGGGUGACUGUGGCUGUUAUAAAGCACAGUGGGAAUAGCGCUAACCGCUAAUGCUCAACACCACCCCUCUCACUCAUGUUUACGGGAUGUAAGACAGGGAAGAAAUGUUCAUUCAUGUCCAAGUGUGGUUGUGGUGCACUUACCCAGCGCUGAAUCAUUGCAUCAGGGCAAUUCAUGCUGUGCACAAACACUGACUUUGUUCCGCUGACCAGGAUCUGCAUCUAUCUGCUGCUUUCAUGCAGUGUUCUCUCUUUGGCAUAUUGCACAGCUAGAGUCCUUUCCUUAGCUCUGAACUAUAAAUGUAAUUUAAGGAAUAAAACACAAUGGCAUGCUGUUAUUGGAAAAUAAUCGAUGCUGUGAUAGUUUGAUGAGGUCCGAUGUGGCAACAGAGUUCCUUUUACCACCCAGAUGUUGAUUAUUUUCUUCUAACAGCACUUCCUGAAGCUGUUUAUUCCUUUUAGACCACAGCGAUUUGCCAACACCAAAAAUAAUUUUUAUCCGUUUACAGUUACGUUUAAUGUUGGGGAACGUCCACACAACGAGUUAGUUCCUGUUAUCACUUAUUUUAUAGCAGUUAUAAACAGUAAUUCCCUCGCAAGCCUCUCUUUAUUUCCUCUGCCUUCAAGCUAAUAAGGAAAAAAAAAAACAUCUUGUCAUGUGGCCAAGAAACCAAACUUACACUAACACUGGAGACCCCUUUCAAAACACAUCUCCUCACAGAAAAUGUCUUCAUAUCAACGUUUACACACAUUUAUGUGGAGCGUCCACCAUGCAAGUCCCGGUGACUGAGUCGUUACUAUAAAAAUUAAAAUGUAUUAGAACAAGUGGGCUGAUGAUCUCCGGCAGAACCUUCAUGGUAUUGUAGAGGAGAAGGGUAUCUGAAACUCAGCAACUUACAGCUGGGGUUCCCCAGGGGUCAGCUCUGGGUCCACUGCUCUUUCCUAUUUAUACUUUUCUAAUUAUACUACCUCUGGGGCCUGAUGGAGUCUCAUGGAUUCUCAUAUCACUGCUAUGCUGAUGAGACCCAGCUCUAUUUGUCCUUUCAGCCUGUUGAUCCAUCUCUCAGCACGCAUCUCUGGUGCAUCAAACUGGAUGAGGGAACGCCACCUUAAGCUCAACUUGGCAAAAACGUUGCUUCUCGUCAUCCCUGCCUGCCCCUCAAUCAACCACAACCUCACCGUAUAGCUCGGCUCAACCACACUCGCGGCAACCAGGACUGCCAGAAACUUUGGGGUGACUUUGAUGACAACUUUACCUUUACAGACAACAUUUCAACAACUGUAUGAUCCUGUAGGUUCAUUUUGUACAACAUCAAGAAUAUCAGACCUUAUCUCACUGAACAGGCUCCACAGCUACUAGUCCAGGCUCUUGUUAUGUCAAAACUGGACUAUUGCAACGCACUAUUCUCGGGCCUCCCAGCCAGCUCCAUCAUACCCCUCCAAAUGAUUCAGAACGCAGCAGCACGCCUUGUCUUCAACCAGCCCCAAAGAACCCAUGUCACACCCCUCUUCAUCUCCCUCCACUGGAUUCCUGUAGCUGCCCGUAUCAAAUUCAAGACCCUGAUGCUCACGUACAAGACCUUGUCUGGAACAGCACCUCCCUACCUCAAAACUCUCCUUGAAGUUUAUGUCCCCUCACACAACCUGCGAUCAGUUAACGACCGGCGCCUGGUAGUGCCUACUCAGCGAGGCAUGAGGUCCCUUUCCAGGACCUUCAAACUGGCUCCAGACUCCCCUGUGACCCUGUGUAGGAUAAGUGGUAUGAAAAUGGUCCGGGUUGCACUACAAUUAGAGGAUGGAUCUCGUCUCCAGGGAUCAUUCCCGAGUGGCCACAGCCUAUGGGAUCUGCUCAUCCACUUCCCCCAAACUAGAAUAUCUGAACUGGAAGUGCCAGGAGCCACACCAGUCUGUGUUUACAUGAGAGAUGAAGUCAGUGGAGAGGAGGCUCUUAAGAGGACCACUCUGAGGUCUCUGGGCCUGACUGGAGGCAGUGUCAUACUGAGGUAUGUACUGAAAGCAAGUAACACUCCAGGGAACAAUGAGCCUAUGGAGACAGCUGCGACACCAACCGACACAGCUGCCCCAGCAUCCCAGUCUCCUCCUGCUGUUAACACCAUGCACCACUCUGAUCUGCCAGAUGAGCCCACACCUGCCCCAGUGCCCAUCGAAACCCCUAGUCCACCCUCUCAAUCCCCCGAAGCUGCUGCCCAAAUGUGCCAAGCACUUCCUGUCAAACAGGAGCAGGCAGAGCCGUUUAGAGACUAUCAGCAAGUUGUGCGGCCCAAAAUCAGGCAAGCUGAUAUUCAGAUGCCUCAGGAGGCCAGUUCUGUGCCACAAGUGGAUGAAGAGCAAGCAGGGCCAUCCCACAAAUAUAAUUCCCACUCAGCUACGCCCAGCAACUUUGUGCCUUUCUCUGGUGGUGGGCAGAGGCUUGGAGGAUCUGGAGGUGAUGAACAGAAAGAGUGCCCUUUACCGGUGUCAUCCUCUUCCUCACCGCUCUCCAGUGGGCCUCCAAAAGCCAAGAAGGCCAAACCGAGCCAUGAAGUCCAGCGUUCUUCUCUUGCCACAUGCAGGGCAAAGGAUGCGGAGGAUGCAGAGGAAUAUCUGGAGCCGGUGGACAGGGAGCCGCUUGUCUUCCACCUGGACACGGCAGCACAGCGGCAGCGUGAUGACAAGGAGCUGCCAGACGAGUUCUUUGAGGUGACGGUGGACGAUGUGAGGAAGAGGUUCUCGCAGCUGAAGAGUGAGCGGAGGGUGUUGGAGGAGGCCCCUCUGAUGACUCAGUCUUUAAGGGAAGCUCAGAAGAAAGAGAAGAUAGAUAGGUAUCCCAAGGUGGUGCUGAGAAUUCAGUUUCCUGACAGACGAGUCCUCCAGGGCUUUUUUAGACCACUAGAAACAGUCGCUUUUCUGAAGCAGUUUGUAAGGACUCAUCUACAGGAUCCUGAUCUCCCCUUCUAUCUAUUCAUUGCCCCUCCUAAAACCAAGCUCGACGACCCCAGCACUACUCUGUUUCAGGCCAACCUCUUCCCUGCUGCUCUCGUGUACUUUGGCUCGGACGUGAAGACAGAGUGCUAUUUGCGCAGUGAUCUUGUGGACGGCAGUGUCUCUGCCCUGCAGGCUGAUGAGCUCAUUGCUGGCUGUAUGCCCAGGUCUCCAGCUCCAUCCUCCAGUUCACUACCCCCUGAGGACUCCCUCGCUCUGCACACCGAGUCUAAUGAAGCUCCCAGGAGCCAGGAGAACCCAGAGGACCCCAGUGAUGAGCAAAGCCAAGCACCCAAACCGGUCCGCACAGACCCUGCAAUGGUGCCCAAGUGGCUCAAGCUGCCAGGAAAGAAGUAACGACCAUGAAGUCAUUAGAUGUUUAAGAAGAGGACUGGAGACUGGCUUCCUCAGUAGGCAAAUCCUCGGAGGGCCCUUGAUGAUGUCAAUAACAAAAACAAGAUGUUGAAAGCACAUAGCUGCCAAUGCAAAUAGAGCCAGCCCUAUAUUUCUGUGGUGAUUAAUGAGAUGCUUUGUUCAUUAAAGCUGAGAUGUCAGUUGCCAA